AUGGCCGUUCGUAGCGCGAGCCAAUUUGACCCCCUCGAGGAUCUCGCGGGGCCGCUGCGUGUGCCGGCCGCCGAGCGGACGUACGGCCGCCAGUUUGCGCAGGUGUACGACUACCGCCUUGCGGUGCUGCGGCGCCGCGUGCUUGCGUCGGCGACCGAGGCGUAUGGCGAAAAGCCGCCGUACGUCGAGCGCAUCCUCGAUAUUCCGCCCAAGCAGCUGUGCUUUGUGAUUGGCACGGUGUAUGCGAACCUGAAACUGAAGCCGGAUGUGCUCCAGGAGAUUGCACGCGAGCAAUCCAUCGCGCCGCAGCCGGUGCCGACGUACGUCGACCCCGGCCACGACGAGCUGUACAUUGAGGACCAGAGCGGGCGCGUGCGCAUUGUCGGGCCCAAGGUUGCGUCGGGGACGCCGCUCGCGGCCAAGUGCGUCACGGGCGCGGUCAUUGGCGUGUUUGGCGCCGAGACGCCGGACGGCGACCUGGAAGUCGCCGACAUUGCGCUGCCGGGCCCCCCAGCCCCCCUGCCGCUGGAGCCGGCGAGGGUCAAGGAGGAGGGCGAGGCGUACAUUGUGCUCGCGAGCGGCCUCCAGAUGGGCAGCGCGGACGCGGCCAACGACAUGCACUACGACCUCCUCCAAGAGUGGCUUUCCGGCGAGCUCGGCAGCGCGUCCGAGCGCGCAGACACGGCCCGCAUCUCGAGCAUGGUGAUUGCGGGCAACUCGGUAAGCAAAGCAAGCUGGGUACCGCGUGAGACGUCCGUGAUGGAAAAGCGGCAGCAGCCGGCGGCGCUGACGCACUCGCCGUUUGCCGAGCUCGAUCCGAUGCUUGCGUCGCUCUGUGCGACGCUCGACGCGGUGGUGCUUAUGCCGGGCGCGCAGGACCCCAGCAGCGCGACGCUGCCGCAGCAGCCGCUGCUGCGUGGCCUGUUCCCCCGCGCCGCGCAGUGGGACAAUCUGCACUGCCUGACGAAUCCCGCGUGGCUCGGGCUGCACAACAGGACGAUCCUGAGCUCGUCGGGGCAGAAUGUCGACGAUCUCGUCAAGUACCUGCCCGAGGGCAAUGCGUCGCCCGCGCUGCAGAUGGCGCUCGCUACGCUGCAGUGGUCGCACGUCGCGCCGACGGCGCCAGACACGCUGUGGUGUUAUCCGUUCAAGUCGACCGACCCCUUUGUGGUGCGUGCCGCGCCGGAUCUAUACGUCAUCGGCAACCAGGCCAAGUACGAAACGGCGACGUUCGAGGCGCGCACGGCCGACGGCUUUCCUCACACCAUCCGCGUGGUCCUCGUGCCAGAGUUUGCGACGAGCCACGAGGUGGUGCUGGUCAACAUGGCGACGCUCGAGCCCCGUAUCGUAUCCUUCGCGGCGUAG
This is a messenger RNA of Malassezia japonica, 1365 nucleotides long. It is a transcript of the gene cdc1, whose product is annotated as DNA polymerase delta small subunit Cdc1. The transcript is spliced from 3 exons. Gene Ontology annotation, molecular function: DNA binding. Bases 1 to 1365 code for a protein of 454 amino acids. Gene Ontology annotation, biological process: DNA strand elongation involved in DNA replication; DNA replication. The record is from RefSeq and is a predicted model, not a curated record. NCBI's taxonomy places the organism in Eukaryota, Fungi, Basidiomycota, Malasseziomycetes, Malasseziales, Malasseziaceae. Gene Ontology annotation, cellular component: delta DNA polymerase complex.